Vicugna pacos (alpaca) is the source of this 1412-nucleotide messenger RNA. NCBI's taxonomy places the organism in Eukaryota, Metazoa, Chordata, Mammalia, Artiodactyla, Camelidae. The record is from RefSeq and is a predicted model, not a curated record.
GGGGAGGAUUUAUUUGGCGGCCGCAAGGGCGGCAAGGGCACUGCUCGCGAGGAGAGAGAGUGGAGAUCGGCAGAGCCUGCAGGGACGGGACAGGACGGGAGUGCGUCCUACGGCCUUGUGAGGCAGCCCCCACUCGUCCUGUGCAGACAUGCACCCGUGGCGGCCAGGUGUCCCCCGGGGCUGCGCCCCUAUGCUGGGGCUCUGAGUGCGUCCUGGCGCCUGGGCUCACAGCACUGCACUGCCGCCAGGGUCCAAAGCCGCCAGUCAACAUGCGCUGGGCUUGGGCCACCGCCAUGGCCCUCCUCUGGCCGCAGCUCGAGCUCCUCAGGGUCGUCGGGGCACGGCGGGAGCCCAAGAGGCUGCGGCAGCCUGGCCAGCGCCUGGUGUCCCCCAACGCCACCACGUCCAGCAGCGAGGGGCUACCAGGCUUCCCCAAGUUGCCUGAGGCCUCAGGGCCUCAGUUCACAGAUGCCCACAUGACAUGGCUAAACUUUGUCCGGCGCCCAGAUGACGGGGCUGCAAAGAGACGGUGCCGAGGCCGGGACAAGAUGUCGCGAGGCCUCUCUGGCCCCCCAGGGCCUCCUGGGCCCCCGGGACCCCCUGGACCCCCCGGCGCAGAAGUCACCCAGGAGGCUGUGCUGCGGGAGUUCCGGGAGAUGCUGAAAGAGGCAACUGAGCGUCGGUUCUUGGGGCUGCUGGACCCCUUGCUGCCCGAGGGGAUGGGCAGAUGGCUGGUGGCCGAGGCCUUCCACUGUCGGUUGAAGGGCCCGGUGCUGGUGGAUGCGAAGACUCUGGUAGAGCUGCAGGGCUUCCAAGCCGUGGGGCCUGCUGGGUUGGGGCUGUUGGCCACAAGCCCUCCCCCGGGCUGGGUGUGCAAGUUGUCUCCGCAGCCUGCUCUUCCCUGCUUCCUCCAGCCCGCUGCCCAGGGCGCCUUCCUGCGGGGGUCAGGCCUGAGCCUGGCCUCUGGUCGGUUCACAGCCCCAGUGACUGCCAUCUUCCAGUUCUCUGCCAGCCUGCACGUGGGGUGCUGCAGACAGGCCUGUCUCCGCAGACUGCAGGGAGCUGCAGGGCAGGGCACGGCUGCGGGCCCGGGACACGGUGCGGGUGCUGGUCUGCAUCGAGUCCCUGUGCCAUCGCCACACGUGAGUCCCUGGAGGCCAUCUCUGGCCUGGAGAGCAGUGGCCGGGUCUUCACGGUUCACGUGCAGGGGCUGCUGCAGCUGCAGGCUGGACAGUAUGCCUCUGUCUUCAUGGACAACGGCUCCGGGCUGGCCCUCACCAUCCAGAGUGGCUCCAGCUUCUCCGGCCUGCUCGUGGGCACGUGACGACACUGACAGGGCCGCAGGGGAGCUGCCCUGCCACAUUGCCCUCUGGUAGACCUGUGGUUAUCGCAAUAAAGAGCCCCCAGCCCUA